AUGAUCAUUAUUGUGUAUGCAGUGGUUGAAGGUCUCCCGGUUCAAGAGUGGGUAUCAUUUGACAGCUUGGAAUUGCCCCAGAAGGAGAGAAGUUCUCUACAUAUGGGCCUGUUACCUGAUCAAGGCCAUGUGGUGCAUGAGGAUCCAAAAGCUUUUGUCAGAGAAGAGUCAUCUGUGCAGGAGCAACCAGCAAGGUCUAACCUAGUGCAAGAGGAUGGGUCCUUUAAAGGAAAAAGUCUGGUGGAACCUGAGCCUCUUGAGGAUUUGGAUAGCAAAGUACUGGCUGGAGAGUCCCCGAAGAGACGGAAAUCCUGGGAGCCAGGAUUGGGAACAGAAAGGUUUUGCUUUUUUGGCCAUGAGAUCAGCAUCCAGGAAUCGUUUGAAUCAUAUGGUGCACUCACCUGGCCUGGGGCAGUGGCUCUCUGCAGGUACCUGGAAGCAAAUCAUGAGCAUAUCAGUCUGCUAGAUAAGGCAGUGCUGGAGCUAGGAGCAGGAACAGGACUGGUGUCCAUUGUGGCCUGUUUAAUGGGUGCUUGGGUGACUGCCACAGAUCUGCCUGACAUCAUGGACAAUCUGAACUUCAAUCUCUCACGCAACACACGUGGUCGCUGCAAGUACACACCUCAGGUGGCCCAGCUGAACUGGGGGGAAGACCUGGACCAUCAUUUUCCCAGUUCUAUCUAUAACUAUGACUACAUCCUAUGUGCAGAUGUUGUCUAUCACCACAACUGUCUGGAUGAGCUUCUACUCACCAUGAAGCACUUCUGCAAACCUGGAACAACCCUGCUCUGGGCCAACAAGAUCCGCUUUGCCGCAGACCUGAAUUUCAUUGAAAGUUUUAAGAAGGCCUUCAACACCAUACUGCUAGUGGAGGUUCCAGAGGAGAUGGUGCGAAUAUACCAAGCCACUGCACGAGUGAAUGUGAGAAGACACCAAGAGCAAAAGACAGUAACUGAACUACUAAAACUAGAUUAAAAAGAAAACUUGCCUAUAUAGUUCACAAAAUUACAUUAAAAUAUUUAAAAAUGUCAAAGUAAAACUCAAUUCUAAGGAAGCUGUGGCAAGACUUGAAAAUUGCUGUUCAACAACAUUCUACAUUUAGUCUGACAGAGGUAAAGAUCCCAAUUAUGUCCAUUUUAAUUCCACUACAAAAGUUGACAGUGGUGAAUACUUAAGCAUGGCAUUAUGAUUAAUUGUAAAUUUAUGUAUAUUUAAAUUUGUGACAAAACACCACAUUGCAGAAUUACUGGUAUUUAGUUUUAAUUACUUACACUUGAUCUGAUAACUUUUCUGUGCACCAAUGUUUAUGUGAAAACGACAGUUCUAAAUGAAAAAACAAAAUUUUUUUUAUUCUUUUAUUCAAUGUUGAGAGAUGAAGCCCUAGGCUAUACUACAAAAAUAUACAUUUCAGAUUAAAUUUUUGAUCAGACUAUGUAUCAAUAAACGCAUUCCUAUUUCAUCAAA
Messenger RNA from Ictalurus punctatus (channel catfish), 1464 nucleotides. It is a transcript of the gene mettl21cb, whose product is annotated as methyltransferase 21C, AARS1 lysine b. The transcript has 5 exons. The record is from RefSeq and is a predicted model, not a curated record. Gene Ontology annotation, molecular function: protein-lysine N-methyltransferase activity. Gene Ontology annotation, biological process: peptidyl-lysine methylation. NCBI's taxonomy places the organism in Eukaryota, Metazoa, Chordata, Actinopteri, Siluriformes, Ictaluridae. Bases 1 to 975 code for a protein of 324 amino acids. Gene Ontology annotation, cellular component: cytosol; cytoplasm.